Messenger RNA from Coccinella septempunctata (seven-spotted ladybird), 2716 nucleotides. RefSeq names its product cell growth regulator with RING finger domain protein 1-like. The record is from RefSeq and is a predicted model, not a curated record. Gene Ontology annotation, biological process: negative regulation of cell growth. The coding region runs from base 217 to 1371 and encodes 384 amino acids. The transcript has 8 exons. NCBI's taxonomy places the organism in Eukaryota, Metazoa, Arthropoda, Insecta, Coleoptera, Coccinellidae.
CCAUCGGUUGUCAAAAUCAGCUGUUCCGAAAACUCCUCGCCUGAUAAUGUCAUGUUUUUAUCGCACCUGACAGUUUCGCUCUCCUGAGAUAUCGUCGACCAAUUGUGGUGGUAAGGAUAAGUGCGGAAGACGUAUAGUUGUCGUAUAGAAUAUUCAGUCGUUUUCUGACCGCUAUGGUAUUCGCUCUGGUGGUGUUGAAUUCAAGUGACUAGUGAAAUGGUGGCUCUUCCUACGUUACUCAUGACCGCGGUGGAAUUUUCAAACUUUUUCUCGAUCUUCGCGGUCCUUCUGGUGUUCUGUGCCAUGAUCAUGUUCAUCACUAAGAGGUUUGACGAAAGCUAUGAAGACCCUGAAGGAAAUCCUAGACACAUUUGGAACAUGAUGAUCCUGAGGGUUCACGGCGACGAUCUGGUUUUCUCCACGUCCAUACACAAUGUGGCGCCGAGGAUACCGCAGAUGAACAUGAUGAAGGUCCACAUACCGUUCACUUUCAAGCUUCUGGAAACCUCGAAGUCAUCCUACAACGAACUGCAAUGCAGGCUGUCCAGCCAGGUGAACUACUCAGUGAGAGUCUACUGGGGCGUCAACAUCAGAGAGCUACAUAUAUUUUUAUGGAGACCAUGGGCAGACCUGAGGGACGCUUGCACGACAGGUGAUUUCUUGCAAGGUUACUACCAGUAUCCGGGAUUGAGAGUGAACAAAAAUCCACAUUCCGACCAGACGUUUGUCCUGAAAUUGCCCGCCCCAUCGCUGGACCUUGGGACCCCACCGAGGCUAUGCUAUCCCCUAGUUAUAGUACUCUUGAGGAACGACGUAGUUGACAACGUGCAUCCCGACGAAACCGUAGCUUUGAUCAACGUAGUCCAUAUAAAGGACCAAGUUUGCACUUUACCGACCAGUAUUUUAGCCCAGUAUUUGAAGCAGGCAAACGGACAGUUGUCAUGCCUUAAACAAUUGUAUUUGGCGACAGGGAACCCGGGAGGUUUCGAAGAGAGCCAGAUACCCCUGGCCGUGGCGGAACCGGUAGAGGGAGGUCCUGGACCCCUGGGGAGGACGUUGGUGUGUCCGACAUCCGAAGAUUCUGCGCUCUGGAACAGCUCGGGCGAUCAACUGUGCGUCGUGUGUCAAUAUUUUCCUUUGUCUAGGGCUUUGCUACCUUGCAGGCAUACAUGCAUCUGCGCUAGCUGCUUCGAGAAGCUCGACCGCUGUCCGAUGUGUCGAGGUCCGAUAAAGAGUUAUUUCUGUAUCAGGGGCGAAGAGUACAUGCCGAUCCAGUCCAAAAACACCAGUGGCUCCGCGCACGGCAGUUUCUAUAACUGGUUAGACAGUUGGAAUGACAGAUUGACGGAUUUUCUCGGUUUUCAGAGAUAAUAUGUAACUAACUGAUGUAAAAUAACUUAUUUAUUGACCUUUUCUCGCUAUAAUCGAACGAAAAUAAUGAAUGCGUGAGAAAUCUCACGAAGAAAUGUCGUUUCUGAUCUUGUCGCCGCGGGUUCUCGCGUUGAACGACUGACUUGACGUUACGAUCACGAAAAACUCACCACGAUUGACACUUUCAGUUCAUGUCUAAAUUCGAUGAUAACCUAAAAACUCGAUGACGCUUAUCUAUAAUGUUUGAAAUAUAAUUUUUGUCAUGUUUUUGAAAAAAAAGAUUCCAUUUUGGUCCUUAUGUUUUAAUAUACGAUAUCGAAAGAAAUGAUUUUCCAGUGUUUUGAAGGAUUACGGGUAGAGUGGCGCCAUCUUGCAUCGAACUUCCAAUUGACAGCUGUCAGAGUAUUGGAACUUUUGGUUUUUAACCUUAAUGAUCCAGAAGGGUGGACCCUUAUUCGAUUCGACGAACAAAGUCAAUAUCGUUUUCAUUUUUUUUUUUGACUGAAACGGUAGAGAUUUGUGCUGUGAGUAAAUUCUGAACGACUUGAAAAUAUUUAUGCAGUGCAGGAAGAAAUAUGAGUUUUUCUUGACUUUAUUCCUUAUUUGAAGGAGUUUUUUUCUUCAGUACCUUCAUCUGAUAUUUUCUGUACAUAUUAUUAAUACGAAGGCAUCAAGAACUGAUCUCAUCGUAAUUUAUCAUUUCAUUUUUCGCUUGAUCAGAGACCUGAGAGAUUUAUAUGUGCAUUCAUCAAUAUCACAUCUUCGUUGAAUGGAUCUGAAGGAUUUUCUGAUGAAGGAAUUUCUUUCGUAUGAACAAAAUUUUUAAUUGAUGAACGAUGCUUUCUUGUUGUAGGUUUCUUCAAUGAAAUAUUUCAUCUUAUUCGUGCAAUCUGAUUUUUGGUUCAAGUAUUUCAGUCAACCGAGGUAGAAUAACAAAUUUUAACAUUCCUUAAUAUCUAGAUGUCUGCCUUGUUUGAAUUUUUACAAUUUCGAAUUGAAAAAUUUGAGACAACCGCUACUAAAGAGCGAAAUGAAAAAUCUUAUCGGAAAAUCCAAUGAUAAUUUUCAUGCAUCACCUCAUCGUUCCCCAUCACACCAAGAUUCUCACCACUUGUAUUAUAUUCUCAAACAUCACUCAAGAUAUUCAAACUGAGGGAUAUUAUUUGAAGUGAAUGAAGAGAAGAUAUCCCUUUGACGUAGAGCAUAUAUGUUGCAAUAAUAGAAAGAAGUAGUUUGAAUAUUGUGCAAAGUUAUAUUUUACAAUAUAUAUUUGUAUGUAGUAGAAGAUAAAUGAAGUAAGCCUGUGAUAAUAUUAUACUGAAUAAUAAAAAAUUUAUAGACAUAG